Mesitornis unicolor (brown roatelo) is the source of this 1295-nucleotide messenger RNA. It is a transcript of the gene SMG5, whose product is annotated as SMG5 nonsense mediated mRNA decay factor. NCBI's taxonomy places the organism in Eukaryota, Metazoa, Chordata, Aves, Mesitornithiformes, Mesitornithidae. Gene Ontology annotation, molecular function: protein binding; telomeric repeat DNA binding; telomerase RNA binding. The record is from RefSeq and is a predicted model, not a curated record. Gene Ontology annotation, cellular component: telomerase holoenzyme complex. The transcript is spliced from 5 exons. The annotation marks the transcript as partial. Gene Ontology annotation, biological process: nuclear-transcribed mRNA catabolic process, nonsense-mediated decay.
CUCUCUGGAUGCUGAGCUGACGUCUCUCUGCCAGUCUGUGCUGGAGGAUUUCAACCUGUGCUUGUUCUACCUGCCUUCUCCUCCCAACCUGAGCUCCACUAGCGAAGAUGAGGAAGAGUACGAAAGCGGCUACUCCUUCCUCCCUGACCUCCUGAUCUUUCGCAUGGUGAUCAUCUGCCUCAUGAGCGUUCACAGCCUCAAGAGGGCAGGUUCCAAGCAGUACAGCGCAGCCAUCGCCUUCACGCUGGCCCUCUUCUCUCACCUGAUAAAUCACGUCAAUAUUCGCCUGCAGGCGGAGCUGGAAGAUGGGGAAAAUCCAGUCCCAGCCUUUCAGAGCGAUGGCACAGACGACCAGGAGCCGCGGGAGCCCUUGAACUCCAUCGAGAAGGAAGCCGAAGCUGACGUGGCCAACCAUCAACCCAGCGAGGAACAGCGGAAAAACGACUGCAAGAAAAGCAAGAAAUACUCCCGCCUCUCCUGUUUGCGCCGCCGCCGCCACCCCCAGAAGGUGGAUGAGAGCGACCUGAGCGAGGGCUUUGACUCGGACUCCAGCCAGGGCUCUACAAAGGGCAGCGAUGGCUCGGAAAGCGGCUCAGAGAAGAGCGACGUGGAAGCAGAAGCCGCUUUCGACGUGGAGACGGACUCUGACAUGAACAGCCAAGAGUCUCGGUCCGACUUGGAGGACAUGGAGGAUGAGGCAGAUGAGGAGGGAAGCGGCCGAGGCAAAAGCGGGCCCAAAGAGGCCUUAAAAAACUGUGUGGAUGGCAGUGGGCCUGGGGACUCCAAGAGCUCGAGCAUCUCUAAAAUCGAGGCUCCGGAUCCGGCGGUCAAUGGGCCGGCGUCCCUGAGCACCACCGAGGCCAGCAUAGCCAGUAACCUGCAGGCCAUGUCCACCCAGCUCUUCCAGACCAAACGCUGCUUCCGCUUGGCUCCAACUUUCAGCAACAUCCUCCUGAAACCCAGCGGUGAACCGCCCGUCCUGAAGGAUGGCAUGGAGAGCAAACCCUGUGUCAACGGAGAUCUGGAGAAGCCGGGCUUGGCAGAGCAAGAUGAUGUAUCUGACUCUGAGGAAAGCAUUUCCAGCAACAAAUCCUGCAGGAACGAGCGAUCCCUUCAGGAGAAGCUGGAGAUCGUCACCAACGAAGGGCUGCUCCUCACCGUCAAGGUGUUCCUGGACUGGCUGAGGACAAACACGGACCUCAUCAUCAUGUGUGCUCAGAGUUCGCAGAGCCUGUGGAACAGACUGUCUGUGCUCCUCAACCUUCUGCCUUCUGCCACGGACCUGCAGGAGUCAG